AUGCAUUGCAUCGACAGGAGGGUUCACCAGCGUUCACCAAGGAAUAACCGCUUUGUCGCCUUUGAGCCUCGUCUUAUCAACCAUUCGUGGGACACGGAGUAUAGCAAGCCGAAGGAUCUCACCAUCGAUCAGCUGUACCUUGCGCAAGCCCUUGCCAAUGGUUCAAACUAUCAACACCCGAAUGAAGACCUCAUUGAGCGGAUGCGCGUAAGAAAUGAUGUCUCUGACACCCAGGCAGCAAACAGCCCCGCGCCCCAAAUGCCUCCUUUACCUUCAACGCCGAUACGUUCGCACACCGAUGAUCUCGCCGGCAGUCUGCCUCUACCAGCCGCGGACCCAUCCAAGACGGCUCCUGUCAUCCCACAAUCACACCCAUGCACGAAACUCUCGUCAGAGGAUAAGGAAUGGGAACAAAAAGCAAGUAAAGGCAUCGCUCACAAGGCACUGAGCUUGGACAAAGUCUGGGAUAAAAAGACAUGGAAGCAGAAAGCCAACAACAUCGAACGAUUGAAAUUGCUAAAGGACGAUGGGUACGACAUCAGAUCUCUACGGGCCCCGAAGACGUCCGCAGAUGCAAUAAUCGAGGCUCUUUUGGCUCACGUCAAGGUACGGAAAGGGAACAGUGUGGGUCUCGUAGCUUCUUCAUUACUCCGUUCAACUCUCAGCGGGGAAUCCUCACAAUCAACGAAAGAAGAUAGCUCUGGCCACUUUGAUGCCCCCACUAUAGCGAACGAUGUCAUGAAGUCGAAUAGGGAGCCGAAGACCAAUGCAGGCCAUGUUUCAUUGGGUUUAACACUCCAAGGCGUCCCAGGGUUUGCGCACGAUGAACCAGAAUCGUACUCGUAUAUCCCGCCUGCCAUUGCGGGCCUGAAACGCAAGCAUACUCACGAGGAUGAAAACCAGCCUGAUUGGCACCAAGACAACCCACAAAAGAAACUUCACAAAGCCUACAACACAGCAAACUCCAACACUUUCGUCGAUACGCCGUGCACUUGCAGGAACGCUAAGAUGGCGCGAGUGAUGACAAGGGAAAAAAUUGCCAACGCCUUCGCACAACAGGCUCCCUUCAUAUACAGUCGACGAAUAUGUCGUGAUAUCUUCCAAUACGCUAGGGGAGUAAGAAAGAUAUUCCAGGACCCAAAAUCGGAAGAAUCCUCCCACACUUGUAUGACCUCGUGGAAACCUUCACAGAUCAUUUUCCACUCGCCGUCAUCGGCCGCUCGUCAAUCCUGCGAGCUGUAUGUGUACAUCAGCGCGAAGGGUAUUAAGCUGAUCAUGUGGGAACUUUCUCACAUCGCCUAUGAUCUCUAUGAAGAUGGUAGCUGGUGCAUCACAGAUCCCGAUGAGACUGAGGAUCGGGAGGGCGAUAUAUUGAUGGAAACAUACAACCCAGUAAAACAAGACUUUCGGUACGAGAUGCGCAUUUUCGACACGCCAACAUUCCCAAUGAUUAUUGAAGGAGAGACCAUGGCGCUAGUCGGUCUGCUAAGACGCCUUCGGAAGAGCGGUAUCAGCUACUAUCAUAAAGAAAAGUAUGAUCCGCAACGGAUGGAGGUGGUCGCGCAUGGCAAUGGGACCAGGCAAUUAAGUGAUGCCACCGAGUCCGCUUUAGAGGAGGCGGAAAAGAUAUUAGAGACCGGACAGGCUCUUGGUGGCGUAGAGGUCCAAAUUGGGUUCCUGGACAGCUUAGACUAUCUAGAUAAUUUGUUCUAG
Molecule: messenger RNA, 1713 nt
Organism: Alternaria rosae
Lineage: Eukaryota; Fungi; Ascomycota; Dothideomycetes; Pleosporales; Pleosporaceae
Exons: 1
Coding region: 1-1713 (570 amino acids)
Source: RefSeq, a predicted model, not a curated record